Carcharodon carcharias (great white shark) is the source of this 4305-nucleotide messenger RNA. It is a transcript of the gene osbpl11, whose product is annotated as oxysterol binding protein-like 11. The transcript is spliced from 14 exons. The record is from RefSeq and is a predicted model, not a curated record. Lineage: Eukaryota; Metazoa; Chordata; Chondrichthyes; Lamniformes; Lamnidae. The coding region runs from base 225 to 2585 and encodes 786 amino acids. Gene Ontology annotation, cellular component: membrane; intracellular membrane-bounded organelle; cytosol. Gene Ontology annotation, molecular function: sterol binding.
CGCUCGUCAGUGGUUUCCGUUCCUCUAACAGCUUCCGGGUCAGUUUGGUGGGUGACAAUGUGGGCAGGGGGUCUCUGCUAAUUGUCACUUGUAGCGGAGGCGCUGGCUGGGUAUCCUGCAGCCUGUAACACAGCCGCAUCCCCAACCCCGGCGUACCUUCUCACCGGCUCGGUCUCACUGUAAACCCGGAGCCCCCGGCCGGGAGCGGCUGCAGGCGUUCAACAAUGCAAGGAGGGGAUGUGACAGUUACAGCUUCAGCCUCCAUGAAAGUGCCUGAACCUGAUGUGAAAGCAGAAGCGUCUGUCCACAAACUGGUGGGGAGAGGAAAGGGCUGGCAGUACAGUGAUCACAUGGAGAAUGUGUAUGGAUACUUGAUGAAAUAUACUAAUCUUGUUACUGGCUGGCAAUAUCGAUUCUUUGUUUUAAAUAAUGAAGCUGGACUGCUAGAAUAUUUUGUCAAUGAGCAAUCCAGAAAUCAGAAGCCAAGAGGCACUUUGCAGCUAGCAGGGGCCGUCAUCUCACCAAGUGAUGAAGAUUCUCACACAUUUACUGUCAAUGCAGCCAUUGGAGAGCAGUAUAAACUAAGAGCCACUGAUGCAAAAGAACGUCAACACUGGGUUAGUAGACUUCAGAUCUGUACUCAACACCAUACAGAAGCUAUUGGGAAGAAUAAUCCACCCUUGAAAUCUCGAAGUUUUUCCCUGGCUUCUCAGGGAAGCAAUUCUCCAGGUGUGCAGAGAAGAGCAAGCCAGAAUGCUGCUACUUUCUUUGGUGUAACUCAUCACAAGGGACUGGGGCUGUCAAAGCGGUCCCACACCUUGCAGCCAGACCACUUGGUGGAUGUUCGAGAGAAGAUGAACCAGGCUGAAGGACAACACAAGGAUCUGGUACGAACCAUUGAAGGACUUCCACCCUUUGGAGAACAAAUAUCAGCACUGGACCAAGAUCUGCUUAUGCUCAAAGCCACUACAAUGGCAACAAUGAACUGUUUGAAUGAAUGCUUUCACAUUCUGCAGCUCCAGCAGGCAGCCUACCAGAGAAGUCCCUUUUCUUCAGGGACAACUAUUGAAUGGUUGGAACCCAAAUUGCCACUUUCGGACCAUCUUAAGAAUGGAAGGGCACAUCAAUCGUCAACUGAGAAAGAUCAGUCAAAAGCUGCUAGUGGGGAACAGCCUGUUUCUGAACCCUGCCAAUCAACACGGAAAUGCCCUUGCAUACUUUUUCAUCAUUUUGAGGAGAAGUGGAGUGACCAAUUGAAUCUUGCUGAGCCAGGGUUACAGGAGAAUGCAUUAGGCAAUAAGAAAGCUGUAACUUGCCCACUGGUACUUCAUUACAAUUUUUCUAAGGAGCCUGAGAAAAUAAAUCCAGAUGAUGAGAUAGAAGAUGCUUUUGAGAACAAUGAGGAAGAUGAUGUUGGAGUUGUAGAAGAGCAGCGUAGUGUAAUAUUGCACUUACUGUCUCAGCUGAAGCUCGGUAUGGAUUUGACACGAGUGGUUCUUCCAACUUUCAUACUGGAAAAACGUUCGUUGCUGGAGAUGUAUGCAGAUUUUAUGUCCCAUCCAGACCUCUUCAUUGCUAUCACAGAUGGUGCUACCCCUGAAGAGAGGAUGAUCUGCUUUGUUGAGUAUUACCUCACCUCAUUCCAUGAAGGCCGCAAGGGAGCCAUUGCUAAGAAACCAUACAAUCCAAUUAUUGGUGAAACAUUUCACUGUUCAUGGAAUAUACCAAAAAACACAAUAAACAAUAAAUCAUCCAAUACCUCAUCGCAGAGUUGUCAUCAGAAGACAAAGUGUUCUGAUGGGACAGAGGGAGGAGGCCAGUCAGACUAUCAUUUAAGAUUUGUGGCAGAGCAGGUAUCCCAUCAUCCACCUGUUUCAGGAUUUUAUGUAGAGUGUGAAGAGAAAAACAUGUGUGCAAAUACACAUGUAUGGACGAAAAGCAAGUUUAUGGGCAUGUCCAUUGGAGUUGUAAUGAUUGGAGAAGGUCUAUUGUGCCUCUUGGAGCAUGGAGAGGAGUACACAUUUACCCUUCCUUGCGCGUAUGCUCGUUCCAUUUUGACAGUUCCUUGGGUAGAACUUGGAGGAAAAGUUAAUGUCAACUGUGCAAAGACAGGUUACUCUGCAGCUAUAACUUUCCACACAAAGCCAUUUUAUGGUGGCAAACUUCACAGGGUGACAGCUGAAGUAAAACACAAUUUAACGAACACUGUUGUGUGCAGAGUGCAGGGUGAAUGGAAUGGCCUGCUUGAAUUCACUUAUAACAAUGGAAACAGUAAAAUCGUAGAUGUAACUAAACUUCCUGUCACAAAAAAGCGAGUGCGACCAACUGAGAAACAAGGCCCCUUUGAAUCCAGACACUUGUGGCAACGUGUUACCGAAGCUUUGAGGAUAAGCAACAUAGAGAAGGCAACUGAAUAUAAGAGCUUACUGGAGGAACGUCAGAGAUCAGAAGCACGACAUCGUGCAGAAACAGAGACACCAUGGCAGACAAAAUAUUUCCAUCAGGAGGGUGAUGCAUGGAUCUACUACAAGCCACUAUGGAGAUCUACAAGAGACAGCAUUGAGACAACUGCACCAGCACCUUAGAUUCUGCGCAACUGGACUAGAACAACAUGGCUUUAAGUAAUAAGCAUUCAGAAACAAAGCUGUGACCAAUGUUGUUUAGCCAUAAUGACUUCAUAUUAAAAUGUAAAAUGCAGUUAAUCUCUCAGCUGCUUUUAUCCAACAUUGUGUGUCUGUAUGAGAUUGUAUAAGUGCUCUAAGUGCACAUUGGCAUGGUAACAUGAAGGGGACUUUAAAGUUAAGGAAAACAAGUGAACGCAGUUUUUAUCUUCAACUACAUUUUGUAUCUUACCUAAAGCCUUUUGACUUAAAUUACUUUUUGGCAAGGAUCUUGUAUUAUUUUGACACCAGUACUUGAAAGAGGUAUUGCUUCAGUGAUUGAUGCUGCCUCAGAACAAAGAUUUAUUUCUAACUGGCACAGUGUAGUGCUUUUUUUGGCUUGUUUGUGCAGUUGACAAGAAUGGCUGAGAGACAGGACUGUUGAUUCAGCCUGUGAACUGUUGUAACUAAAAGAUGCCAGGGUGACCUUUUGGCUUAAUCUAUUAUUUAAGUUGUUUUUUAAAGAAAAAGUCUAUUCGGGAGAAAUUUGUCGUAAGAAAUUCCUUUUAAGUACAUUUCUUUAAAAAUUGCAGGCAAUUAAAAAAAAAUCCCAACGAAGGGUAAGCAAAUUGAAAACAGAGUUCUUGUUACAUUGAGUAAUGUCAUUCAAAACACCUCGUUUCCGAAGCAUUGUGCCUUACGCUGUAUUUUUUUUAGCAUAGUCUUCCAGUUAGUGCAUGUGACAUUGUCUGUUGCAUCUUAAUUAUGGCUGAGUUAACUUUUCUUCAUGAACUGAAAGUAUAAUGAAUUUUAUGAAUUAUUUGUUUCAAGUUUCUUGCAGAAACGACUUAGUAAGUAAACCAGCAUAAGUAUGAGGAUGUGAUUUUAAAAUAAUUACUUUCAAGGGAACAAUAUAGAAAAAAUGUCUCUAGUGAUGGUGAAACCAUGAUGAUUUGCUUCAUGAGUGGAAAAGUCCCAUAUGUCAUGAUUGCUAUUGGCACAAAGUAAACUAUGGUCUUUCACACUGGUGGAAAAACCUGGAACCACUAACAUUGCUGAGAUAUGCUGUUUACUCUUUGCGUGUGUGGCUCUUGAGCAUUGCAAUAAAUCUGAUAUGCCACAAGUUACUGCUGACCAUUAAUUGUUAUGUCACAUGAAUUUUUUUCUCUUUAGUUAAAUUUUGACCUUGUGACAGUGAAAGCACUAUUCACGCUUCAUGGAAUAAAUUUUGCAGUCCAUGCAUUGACAGUUGAAAGAUGGCUUUUUCUAAUUUAUGUGAAAGACAUAGCUUACAAAAUAAGCUUAGAAGUUCUGCAAUGUUCCACAUGUUAGAUAAGUUGUCACUCAUUUGUGUGAGAUUCUGUUUGUAUUUUUUUUUUAAGUUUAAUUGAAAUUUAACAGGACAGAUCUGAAUUCAAAAAAACCUUAUCAUGUUUAGUUGCUGGGAUAUUUAGGAGAGAAAUGAGCAGUACACAUACUGUAGAAUUUUUCAUCUGAGGUAUCUUAAUAUCUAAAGCAGAAAACAUCAUUACUCAUUGUGUUUAAAAUCAAAAUGAAAGUGUAUUGAUAGUCACACAACAUUUUGAAGAUGCUACAGUCCUGUAUAUUUUGCAAUCAUGUACAAUGCACUGAAGGAAACUCAAAAUGACACUCCUGUAGUAGUAGCAAGUGUGAAAAGAUUGAAUUAAAUAUACUGCAAAAACAA